This is a messenger RNA of Spirometra erinaceieuropaei, 14496 nucleotides long. NCBI's taxonomy places the organism in Eukaryota, Metazoa, Platyhelminthes, Cestoda, Diphyllobothriidea, Diphyllobothriidae. The record is from the annotation of a GenBank genome assembly.
AUGACACAUCAGCAAGAUAAUUCUCAGUUAAUCGGGUUACAUAAUGACCUGGAGAAGGCAUGCAGGUCGCUUUCAUAUUCAAAAAUAUUGUCUAUUGCCGACAAGGGUAAAUUUAACUCCCCUAAAGCCUCAUGAGUAGUGCUGGCUAGUUUUCCUGAUGAUGACUACGCUAACAAGUGCAAGGCUGUCGCGCUAGUUCACCUAGAACGCUUUGAAGACUGCUUAGACUUCAUCCGGAAAAAGAAAUUAAGGUAUGCGUACAUGACAAUUGUCACACCUCUUGAAGUGAUUGCGUAAUGGUGAAGGCCUAUUGUGAAUACCGUCUUAAUCACUUAAACGAUGCCUUGAAAACAAUAAAAGCCAGUGGUCUUGAGAAUCCUGGACUUCUUGAACUCCAAGCCCAGAUCGUAAGAACUUUGGUGGAAGUUUAUUUUUUCAGCUUUACCGAAAGGAAGAGUUUGAGAAUUCCUACGACUGCUAUAAGUCCUUAACGAAGACAUUUAAGGUGGGCUUUUGAGUCUUUUUGCAGAUUGGGGACCUUAGGACGACUACGAGGACGAAAGGUUUACCAACAUUCUGGCCACAGUUGCUGCCUUGUCUGAAAUGCAUCAGAAAACUCGGGUAACUUGCAGAGUCGAAACUUAUCGUUCGUAGUCCCUCGAAUACAAGCACGCAUUGUUCGAAACCGACUUUAACGCCGCGUGCUACCAUGUCGGUCGAAAAGAAUACUCAAAGGCUCUUAAAUUAUUAAAGAAAGCCGAAGGUGACAGUGUUAGCUUUUCUUAAUUACAUGUAGAUCUUUGCCGCGAUUCUUUUAAAAACGACCCGAAUACAACAGAAGACCAAAUCGACCAGGAAACAGCACCGAUACGGUAGAUUCUUUAUGCAUUGCUUGUGGCCUAGCUCAUGAUUACUCGGGUUUCGACUAAAAUAUUUUUAGUACAUUUCCUGCUGUUAGUUUGUUGAACUAUGGACUAUUCAAACUGCUUUAUUCUUCGGGACUCAGUCAUGUUUGGCGAAAUGUAGACACAUUCUCCGGAUAACUUAAGCCUCAAUAACUCAUAUCGACGAGGCGCCUACAACUGUCCUCAAACAGAGACACUAUGAACCAGCGGACGCCUGUCAAUUUUAGUUACGACGCAUAUGAGACUUGUAUUUUAUUUGCUAAUGUCUAGGUUGUAGUUGCAGAUCAAAUCUUUAUUAUCUUGCCUGCCACUUACCGGUGAAGGCCUCUUUACCUCGCUCUGCACGCAGAAUUGCGUCUGCAAUCGAAGUUUACUUUUGUGACUGCAAGUUUUGCUCAAGUUCGACACAGACUGCGUUUGCCUUCGUAGUUCAGCUAAAAGUUUCAGCACGAUGUUUUAACUGCUAGUUCGACCUUUACUCACCGGAUUCAGGAAUAAGGUCCGUCCCAAGUUUAAAAUACGACGCAGACUCGUUCUGUUGGGCGUCAAAAAAGUCUCAUCGGUAGCCCAGUUAAUUAAUUUCCUCCGUUGACCCGUUACUGCCUCAUUCUAAUGAGAUGUAGGACUGCUGUCCGGAUUAAAUAAGCUGGUCAGAUUUUUCCCUAAAAUUGUGUCGCCUUUGCAUCCACAUUGCAUUGUUGCAUUUCCUCUUUUUUCUAGCGUACAACGAGCGUUUGUAUUACAGUGCCAAAAGAAGGAAACGGAGGCUGCAGAAAUCUACCACACAAUAAUACGUCAAAAGUUCGUCCUCGUUUUGUCUCAUUUCCCUAGAAUUUCUUCUUGUUUCCGACCUUAAACCCUUCCCUGUUCUAAUGAAUGUGUUAAUUUUUAAAAAGCGAUAGAAUUACAUUAUAAGAAGUACACCGGAUAUCAUGGAGCACUAAUCGAAGCUCAUAAAGUUGUUUUCAACCGCACCAUUUCCCUUAUUUUAUCUACACUGGAAAAUAUCUUAACAAGUUACUGAAAUCACUGACGGGACUUCGCUUCAUUGGUGCGUCCGUCCCAUGGGCUACAUCUCAUCCGUUGAUAAUCUUUGUGGUACUUUCGUACAUACAUGUAUUUCAAGUAGCGGGUGUUGGCCGACCCCUUAGACCUGGCUACAGCGCCUAGUUGGACGGUAAUCCUUCAAGAUUAUGGAGUCAAACAUCUGAAGGGCAUAUUCAGUAUUACUCAAAAUAGAUCCCUCGAAAGACGCACUUUUCCACUUAGUGACCGAUGUACAAGUCGUCGUUAGUGCUUUUUUAAAGACGAAAAUCAAAUCUACUAUGGCCUCGUAGACCAGCCCUCUUCUUACUGACAAAUGUUUUGACUAUGCAAAACACUUAUAAAGGUUCUUCUUACUGUUCAAUCUGGCCUAUUGUUCCAUCAGUUUGCUUACGGGAUGAUGCUGAACAUAGCAGAAGUUUCCGUCGUCUUCUGGGAGUACGGCAAAUGCAGCUGCUGGCAGCCGACUGAAGUAACAAGACGCGGUAAAAAGAUAUAUACAACUUAAUAAGGAAUCAAAGUCAGUGCCAUGUUAAGCGUCCCACAGGAUUCAGCACUCACUUGCCUUGUCAGUUCUGGGCACACACCAAAUACUGGGAAUUUCCCGUUUUUUAUCACGAUCAGGUCAGGUGACCCCUCCCUCAUGGCAGUAGCUGCUAACAAUCUCAUCUGCAUCAACCGCGAGCAAAACGUCUUUGACACCAAGAAACGCAUCAAGGCCAUCUCGCUGGAGUCCUUGAAACACAAACUCUUCCGAUUCCAGCGCACCGCCAUGCUCUUCAACCAGGGUCUUUUCUACCUUCAGACUGGUCAGGUGCGUGUCUCUAUGCCAUUUUGUCACUUUUACUUUGUGGGAACACACAACCGUAGUACCUUACCCCGUCCUCUUAUAACUAGCUCGAAGCCUGUCGCGCCAAAGUGAAGGCCGUUUUGGAGGAAGAUCCGAACUGCGUGCCUGGUCUGCUGCUGCAUGCGAGCUACCUAACAAGGACGAAGCAAUUGUCCCAAGCCAUCAAGAUUCUGGAGGUGAGUGUGCACUGUUUGUCUUAUGUCGAACUGAACGUUUGAAGCAUUUUUUCCCGGAUAUGAAUUGAAAACAAGCAUGUACAGCAGAAUUUAUUGGGGCCAAUAAAUUUCGUGACGGCUUUUUAACUGCAGCCCGUCUCUGCAUAACAUAGGUAACGAAUGAAAGCGCACAGCAGUAUGAAUUUGUACAGAAUGGCAGUGCAUAAGAGCAAGGCCAAAGUUCAAAGCAAUCAAUAAUCAGAUAAGACGUCCACAUAAGCAUCAAAAAGGAAAAAAGGGAACGAAAUGUUAACAACAAAUCACAGGCAGGGGAAAAUAGAGGCGUGAGAUUACCAGGGCAAUUGCAGAUUGAUCACGUGAUCUAACUGCUUGCACAGGUCUGGUUUCUCCCUCCGUAUGUAGGCCGCUUCCAAAUAACGCAAGGUUCGAGUUGUACGUGCUCAGACAAGUACUCGAAAGGAUGCUUUAGGGUCGAAAACAUGACCGCUAUCUAACAGGUGUUUAGUUAUAGACGAACGGGGGGUUCUGUUUUCCUGUUUGAAAAGCCAAUUAGGCAAAUGCUCAACGGCCCUGGUUGCCAAUUGCCUUUGCGUUCGCCCAAUGUACUUGCAUCCGCAAGUGCAUGUGAAUUCAUACACACAAUUGGGGGUGGCGUGCAUUGGCAAGGCAUCCUUUGCCCGGUUAAUUGGAAGGCUUUUUGUGGAACUGAUGAAGAUAAGCUCUGCUGCGUUGUACGUUCUUUCUAUAGUGCAACGCAAGCGUCGCUUGAUUGUGUUUGAGACGUUGUCACCCUUAAAAGGUAGAACUGAACGUUGUAUUUUGCCGAUCUUAGUGCCAGUUUGCCAGCUACAAGACAGAGCCGCACAACAUAAGUCUUUGCGGGAAACAGGUCGCUCGGAAAAAAUCCAUAAAGAAGACUGGCUUGACAACUGUCACAUUGGUCCACAUUGGUCCCGCUGGUGAGCCUCGACAGCUUUUUAUUUUUAGAACGCAUAUCGAAAAAUCGGUCGGACACGGUGUGACAUCCCUGAUGUCAAUUUCUAUUCUUGUCUUUACUUUGCUACUAACCGUUUGCUAGUAACCAGAUUUUACGCACACCGCCCUGUCUUUGUCUUUGGAUCCCUAUUCGUCGGUUCUUGUCAUUCCUUGUUCAUUGUUCCCUGUCCAUUGCCUAUUGCUCUUUGUUGCCGCUCGCUUAUAAACCGACCACCACACCUUGGCGUCAUUCGCUGACUGCUCGUCUUAUCACCUCGAAUAACUUUUUGUGGUUGGUGUUCUUUAAACUCAGUGCUGUUUUAUUCACCUGAAUAGACGCACCCGAGGUCAGAGCUGUCAGAAGACACAAACAAUAACCGAGUUAUCCUGACUGUCUUCUGACAUAGCUCUGACCUCGGGUGCGUCUAUUCAGGUGAAUAAAACAGCACGGGGGUCCUUAUUCUCAUCCCAAACCGAAAAAUUCGACGUAAGACUGUCCAUCUCUAGACGGACGCAGUGUAUGAACUCUUUCUCCUCAGUUCCUUUUGUUUUUAGAUGUAUUUUCUCUGCCCAUACAAGAUAACGCGCUUUUCAAUCUUGUCAACACGCGGGCUCUCUUGCAUACUAGUCACGGGACUAUAACCAAACUGGACAGGUUUUAUCAGAGGAUAAGCUGCUCCUGAGAACAUGCGUGCCAGCAAGUGUGACUAUGUCUGGAAGAGUUGUUAACUAUCGGUAAUUAAACGGAAGCUUAGGAGUAUCCCAUUCAGGAUAGAUGACAGUUUUUCACCACCCCUAUUGUUCACUCUUCAAAGAGUCACGAUUGUUUGCGGCCUCUCUUGGGACCGUCAACUGGUCAUAAAACCGACUGUGUGUCUUGUAACUGAAAUCCCGAACGAGGGGGCUUUCACUCCCCAUUUCCGAAUCAAUGUUCAAUGUACCAGGUCACAGAGUUACAGUCAUCGUAUCAUUAACACCGCAUGCAUCAAAACUCCUCUCUUCAUGAUUUGUUUCUGGCAUGCCAACGCUGUUCACCCUUCGACAAACCCUUAUUUUUCUCUAGACCUAUUGUCAGUCUCCGGCUUACUGUGAGUCCGCCGCCUUCAAUGACCGUGAAGGACGUCUCCUGGUGCCUCUCUGUCUGCUUCAUCUGCAGCUUAUGCGAUUAAAUCCCAGAACCGCUACCGGCGCCACUGAGGCCUCCUCUCCCCUCCCACAGGGAACGACCCUCGCACUGUCUGAUGCCUUGUCUCUCUGCGACCAACUGCGGCAGCGCCUUCUGUCAGAGGGCCAGCACCUCCUGUGUGCGCCUGCCCUCGUCAGCCUGCGCGUGGCCUUAUGUCUCCAGGGCCUUCGGAAAUCCGGUGGUGGUAGUGGUGAUUCCGGCGAGGCCAUUUCAGCCGCCAAAGCCAUCAUUAGUGACGCCCUCAGCGGUAGCGGUGGUGAAGGCGCUAGUGCCGUAAGCUGCACUUGUGUCUUAUCAGUACUCAUGUAUUUUUCGACUGGGCUGGUCUCCACGGGGUUACUAUUACCUUUAUGGCACUCCCACUCAGUUAGGCUCCGAGCCACCCCCCUGUCCUGUUUAUGUGAAAUACUGGCUCAUUGCGCGUAGUCAGGCUGUUCAGCUCUGUCAGCUAUUGCGCCCGAUUCUGCCACGGAUCUUGGCCCUCUCAUGACACCCGGCCCAGGUGGGCGAUAGGAGAGAGUACGGCAGAUUCAGCUCUGUCAGCUAUUGCGCCCGAUUCUGUCUCGGAUCUUGGCCCCGCUCAUGACACCCGGCCCAGGUGGGCGAUAGGAGAGAGUACGGCAGAUGCAGUGAAAGUCUGCUAUCAUCAUGAAUUAAUUCACGCUCAAGUCACCGUCUCUGCGUCCACCCUGCAGUCUGGAACGACGGUCGAACUGUCGUACCGUUGUCGGCUUUUGGGGAAGCCUUUAAAGGGGGCUCAGAUCAAGCGUUCAGUUUGAAAGAAAGGCGAUCAUAGGUGCCAUUGAAGGGAACCUCUUAAGACUGCAUAAAUCCUACUCAUUGUGAUCUGCUAACUCUGGCUCGUUCAACCUUGUUAUAAGGCCUCUGACAUCGGUUUUGUGUGUCAUUUUAAAUUUAUUCAACAAGUUAAAAGACCGGGCCAUGCGAAUCUGAGAGUACUUUAUAACUGCACCUCAAACUAAUUGAACCGCAUUCACUACACUUACUAACUGCGAGUCCGGAGCCGGAUUCUGUCUAUUUUUGGCUAUUCAGCGAGUCCCUCAGUGCUCUCCAUGUGGCCUCUGCUCGUAACACACUCAUUUUUGUCCUUACAGGCCAAUGAUCCGGACUUAAAAGCCCGUCCUCGGAUCACACGUAGGUGGGAAUUGCUGCAAAGGUCGCUCAAAAAGGAAACCUUUGCAGCCUGAGCGUUAACGUGGAGGUAGCUAGUGUUACCAGUCAGUUGGAAACCUUUUAGUCCACGACUUUUAAGAUGUCUGUAUAAAGCCUGCCGAAUGUAUUCUAGCUCGGUAAGUUAAUGCUGUGACAAGUUAGUCUCCCUUCCGACGUGUCAGUCGUUAUCUACCCUAGUGGAUUCUCAGCCGAAAAACAAUGUGCCGCAAAGUCUCAUUGGUACUUUUUUCAUAUUUUAUGAUGUUUUUCGAAAGUUCGUCCAGUGUGUUCCUAACUUCUAUGUCUACUGCGCUUCCGUCAUUUCCUAUCGGCCCGACUUGGCAAAUCAAAGUGCAGAUAACCCGAACCUCUCGGUAAGCCACUACAAGCGACUAAACGACAACAGAGCAUGAGGAACCGGCACGUAGGCAAGUCAUGGUACUUAUAAGGUGUACUUACUUUCAAAUUCACCACACCCGGGAAAAAGUUAGUCAGUUGGCAGUGCACUUACGAGCGAACAUUAAGCCAUUUAGCACACCAGCGUCCCGCAAAACUAGAGAUGCACCUUCACCACACCCUUCGAUGUCCUCAGUUGGCCACGUUGAUCUCGUCUCCAGCGGAGGUCAGGCUCAGACGGACUGACAUCCUGGACGGUUUCACCAUCAAGUUGGUGCAACACGUGGCCAACCACCUCUGUCGGCGAGUUCGGGAAGCACAGUUAACCGAUUCUGCUCGUAAUAAACUUUGCGUCGGGCGUUAGGUAGAGAUCAGAGAGACUAAUCCGGAGUGUAAAGCUCAAGCACUGCUGAUUGUAUAGAUCCUGGUGAGUGAUAUCACUUGAACCUACAAGCUAUGUUUCAUGACAACGCAGGCCUCACGCGUUUCCUGCUUGGUCAGUAGGUUUCGAUGAGGUUGGUCAAAAGUGGCGUUCAAUGUCGCUCUUACGAGGCGAUUCCAUGACCACACUGUAUUUGUGCUGACGUUUCGGAAAGUUUCUUGUUUUCAUCAUCAGAGUGGUGAGGUGUUUAUUCCUGCUAGCCCAGACUUGUUCUGCAUCGCCGCCUGUCUCGUGUUAUAGACAUGCCUGACGCACGAACUCUGACCUGCCUGUUGGCGGGGGAUUGGUUUUGGUCUCUCUGUGGCCCACCGCUGGCGCACUCGUGUGAACUCUGUCCGCUGUCCGGCCGUCGUUGUUCCUGCUAGGUCUGUGUGUCCGUGGACCCUGUCUGGAGCCCCGUACGUAGUUCCUGGUAGGCCGGAUGAAGAUCAACGGCUCUGUUGAUGGUGCCAACUGAGGACCAACUUUCGAGCACCAGUCUGGUCAUCUUGCCGCUGGUUUGGUCGAUGAGGCUUGCUUCCCCAAGGGCGAAACUUUGCUUCUCCCGUUGUAUGUAAGCAUAUACCAGUGACAGCCUAUCCUCGCGGUUGACUGCAAGCUAGUACUCGUGAAAUCUUGCGCAGAGGCGUUUGCCCGUCUCACCAACAUACCUCGCACUGCAACUUUGACAAGGCAUGCUGUAGACGAGUACUGAUUGGUCCGUUGCCGGUAGCCGGUAUUUGGGUCUCAUUAUCUGGUGCCUGAUAGUGGAUUCCGGUUUAUGGGCCACCCCAAUCCCAAAAGGGCUCGGGCAACCCUUACGUCAUGAGCCAGUCGGAAACUUUCGCUUGAUAUCUGAUCUUUGCGGUGAUGCUUGGUAUGCUCCAGCACCUUCCUGGGAGAUACUUUGAAGUGUGUUCCCGUUCAGACUGGUUGGACUCGUACUUCAGACUUCGGACUGCUGACGCCUGCGUCAGUUCAACGAAGCGUUUACGGACAGUCAAACGACAGCCUCUGGUGGCAGAAGGACCAUUAAGACAGUCACCAUCGCAUUUCACUGCAGGUCACAUCUAUUCGACACCACGUACUCUGGGCCUUAACCGAGCCGUCACAGGGGCGUGUUCAGAUACAUGCUCGCUGGCGGUCGGCACGCAUUAUUCAGGAAUGUAGUAUCGAACUGGCCCAGCAUACUCCUUAUGUAGAAAUUUACAUUAGCUGGCUAGGGGUUUAGUUCAGGUCGACUUCAUAAGUCCUGCAUUAGUUCUUUAGAUUGAGGUUCAGGCAGAAAGACGAUGGUUACUGGGAGAGCUACUUCACAAAAGCCGUGUUUCAGUGUCAUCACCAAACUCCUCAACUUUUUUAGAUGAUAAUCAACUACUAGAUUUAGACCCUCCUCAACCUGCCAGCACUACCACCGUCGGCCCCUAGACUCAGGAGUUUGUUUUCGCAGUUAGCCAUCACUGAGAGUCGUCCCACUAUCAGCCACUUACGGAUGUGUCGGAUACACGAAAGUUCGGCCAUCGUUUCCGACGAUGCCUACCGUGUGCCCCACAGCUAGGUAGAGCAGGGACAGUGACUUGCGCGUGAAUUAGUUUAUAGUGAUAGUAGACUUGUGCCGCAUCUACCGCACUCUCUCCUUCUCUCUCACCUGGACCCGGUGUCAAGGCGUAGUCAAGAAGACCGGGAUGGGGGAGGGCGCACGUGGCUGGCACGGUCGAGUCCGCACCUUGGCGCUCCGCUCCAUACCCCAAAUAACCAGGUUUGUUUUUAACCAACAAUAAAAAUGGGUGGCUGGCGCGACCGAAGCUGCACUUAGGCGUGCCGUCACACCUGGCCCGGAUCCCACGGAGUGGGAGUGCCACAAAGGCCACAUUAAAAAAGAGCCAUUGUAGCCUGGCUCUCAGACCACCAGCCGGCCACUCCACACAACACACAAAACUGGACCGAUUGCGAGAUCCAAGUUAUCCCGUCAGUCGGCAACCUCCCAAGCCACGGCGUUUAGCGCACCGUGAUAGCUUUAAGCGCGUCGGGUUGUUCGUAGCGAGGAAAACGCGCUGAAUCGUCGACCUCACUCCCUCUUCCCAUUCCCAGGCCCCAGUCAUUAUCCGAGCCGGGCAGUUGACUGGUGCGGGGAAUGGGCACGAUGACUGACAUCUAGUGACCUUGUCUGCGCGCGCCACAUGCACGAUCUGGUCCCCCAGACGCAAGCACCAGGAUAACUAGUAGUUACACAAACAGGCGAGACCCUCUUCAUAGGGUAUCUGUCUUCGACUGUCCUACACGCCCUCCUCUCUUGUUGCGCUUUUGUCCUUCUUUCUCAACUUGGUACUAGCCUAAUUUUGUACAUUUCUUUUCCCUACCUCCAGAAGUCUGAAAACUUGCAGUUCCUUGACCAGUGCACGGCGUUUUUCUUGCGCUAUGGCUUUGCUGAGGAGGCAGCGAGCCUGCUAGAAAAGCGCAUGCAGCAGCUCGCCAAGGCCUCUGAUCCCGCGACCCUGCAGAAACGCCAGAACCUGCUUGCUCUCCUCAUCCAGGCCUACUCCAAAUUUGAUCACGCCAAGGCUGAGGCAGCUAGCCGCGAUCUAGAGUUCAAGGAGAAGCUGAGCGAGAAGGAAAUCGACUCCCUGGAGAACUCCUUCCUCGUCGGCGUGAAGAGCGUCAAGAAGGCCAGCCGUGCGGCUGCAGCUGGCGGCACUCCGAAAACGUAAGCCUCUCAUCCCCUCCCCCCGACGAAUAACCACAAACAUGUUACUUUUAUUAUUUCAGUAGAACAGUUACAAUGAUUUUUAUAAUGCCUCUUUCGACAGCGCCGUCGUUGCGGCGAAGGAGACUCCUAUGCAAAAGACUCCCGCCAGUGGCUCAAAGAAGGCACAACAGAAGAAGAAACGAAAAGUUCGUCUGCCGAAGAACUUUGAUCCCAAUAUCCCACCCGAUCCGGAGCGCUGGCUGCCCAGACGAGAGAGAACCGGCUACCGCGGCAAGAGGCGGGAUAAGCGCGGUGCUAAUCUUCUCCGCGGACCGCAAGGUCAAACGGUGGCCGCACCGGAGCUGUGAGUUUAUUUGAUCUUGCGGAUUCUUGUACUUACUUGCUUGUACUUGAUAUAGCUGUGGUCAUGCCUAACCUGGCCGUACCCGCUGAUGUCGCAAAUCCUACAUCUCAACGCAUGGCGAUCUGCGGCAACGGAUCUAGGGACUCGACUCAUUCUCUCCUUUAGCGAUAGAGACCGAAUACCAAAGGUCCAGGGACUAUGUCCGUGUCAUACCCGAAUGUGUUGGCUCAAGUGUUGGGUUGACACCCUCUUGGGUGCCACCAGUUGGGAAACGACACCGCGUCGAGGACAUGAGACGCACGUUUUCCUUCUUGGGUGGUUUAAUAUUUCCUCACAAUGCUGUUACAGCGAGCGCGAGCUGUCUCGUCUGGUACGAAGUCGGUGUACUUUGUUCGAAGGACACUUCUGAGGCAGUGGUGAUAAAACACUCAAAUUUUCAGUCUUUCUCGCUCACAGCCCAGCAUUCACGGCUGUAUGAGCGGACUGACUGAAUAGAUGCCGGGUACACGCAGAUCUUUGUAGCGACGACGACAACGACGAUAUCGCAUCUGGGGAUUGGGAAUACCUUGCGAGUAGCAUCGAUUCGCGAGACACUGUCGUCCUUGCUGUUCAUUUGGCAGUAGCCUGGUUUUGAGAUGUUAGCUGUCCUCUUCUUCAAGUCGACAACCCCCAGAGGUGCGUCCUCCUGUUCAGAGACGCAGCUGGAAAGGGCUUUGAUCUUUCCAACGUAAUAUCAUUCUACGACCAAUUUAGUUGCCUCAUUCGUCAAUGAUACCUCAUUCUGUAGGACAUGAAGGGUCGACCCUCGUGACCGGCGAUGCCCACCAUGUGCUCUACAGCAGGGUGAGUGCAGACACAGUGGUGUGUGUGUGAAUUAUUUAUAGUGGAAGUAGACUUGCACAUCAUCUAUUACCCUCUUCUUCCCCACCUGGGCCCGGUGUCAAGACAUAGUCAUGAAGAACACGGAGGCGGGAGAGGGCGCAGGUGGCUGACAGGGCCGGAUCCGCACCUAGGCGUACGACCACACCUGGUCCACAAAAAACACGACCAGGAUGUUAACUAACAUCAACAAUUGGGAGGGUGGGGGGGGGGUGCGGCAGGUGUGUCCCAGUGUCCGCGGCGUGAGCCGACAACUGGGCCUGCUACCGCACCCCAAACGUUAUGGGCGUGCAUCCCCGUUUUUGCUGGUAUCUGCGACUGUCUGAUGAUGGAUUCGAGUGAAAAUCCGAAACGUCAGGCCAAUAAAUUUCGUGUUCCACUGAUCGCAUCUUCGUCUUCUGAAUGAAGAUAAUACUCUCAAAUAUUCUACUAAAACUAGAGGUCACCUGGAGAACUUUUGAAGUGGUGGGUCCGGCCUCCGGUCUUCAGAGACCGAAGAUUGCCGUUAACAGUCUUUUGUUUCAUUUACUGUGCUCCUCCGUGACGACUUUGAGUCAUUUGCCAUUGUUCAAUCGUAAUCACAGUUGCCAUCAUUCUGAUCACCUGUGGAGAUGGCUGAUGGGUCAGAGUGCCGCACAGCUUGUCCAGCUUCCUCGUGACUCCGCUCUCCGUCACUUAGUGACGCAGAGCCGCGUAGACCGGGGUUAAAUCGAUGCUACGGUUGUUUGAUAGCAGCAGAUCUUGCGACCGUCCUAUCGUUGGGUCGUUGUCCCGACCCGCCACCGGGAGUGCAAGACACAGGAGUUCUGAGUUCGGCUAGGUUUCCAUCUGUAACUGGCUCUAACUCCCGCACCGCCAGUUGUUAUUGGUGCAUCCACAUCUGCAGCUGUCGACCGGUUCUUCCGCUGAAGUUUCUGGAUUAUGACCACCUCUUCCCAGUUCGAGCCGGAGCUUCUUCGACUUGUCACCUCUCGACGCCACCCCAAGUCAGGCCGAUGACCGACCCCCUACUCCGAGUUUCAGAAGAUGUUGCUAAAAUCUUCGAGAUAUCUUUUAUCUUUGGAAGUCCCUACUAUGGCCUGAGUUGGUUGGUUUUCUCUUUUCCGCCCUUCACGAGAUGUUUAGAAAAGCCUGCGGGUAUUGCCUCGUGAGUUUGAUGAAAUCCGAGUUCAUGAUCGGCCGUCCGUCCCACCACGUAUUUCGGACAAGAAAGUAGAAGCUACGCAGAGCAUGCAAUGCUAGAGUCUGCCAAUCAUUCCUACGAACAAAGAUUAUGAAAAUAUGCCGCUUUAAGACGACAGUUCGUUGUGAAGGACGAAUGCCACCACUGCUCGGGGCUGCAGUGAGCAUUUGCGCUGGAGUUGGGUUAUAAGAAGGGGAACCUAAGUAGCGUUUACGCUAGUUUUCUGGUUUAUGACUUACAGAUACAUAACCCACUCCUCUCCGACUCCCCAAUUCAUCCCUGCGUGUCUACAGGCAGUUUGACCGUUGAUUCCGAUAUUGUCCACCGUGUGCCCCACAGCGGGGUGGAUGCAGGAACAGUGACUUGCACGCGAAUUAGUCUAUAAUGACAGUAGACUUGCGAUUAAUUUACCAAGCCAUCCUGCUCAUCCACCUGAGCCCCGUGUCAUGACAGGGUCAAGAAGACCGGAGGUGAGAGAGGGUGUAGGUGGCUGGCGCGGCCGAAGCCGCCCCAGGCGUGCCGCCACAGCCAGCCCGGAUCCCACGGAGUGGCAGUGCCAUAAAGGCCACAUUAUGAAGGAGCCAUUGUAUCGCCACUGCACUCUCUCUUCCCUCAUGAAGACCGGGCGCGGUGUCGAGACAGAGUUACGGAGACCGGGGGGAGGGCGGCGGAAUCGGUGGCAGGUGACUGUCGAUGCAUGAGCCUGCACUUAGGGGUCCCAGCCUAUUAGACCUCCUGCAGAAACCGCGCUCUCCAAAAAAUGACUACUUAAGUAGCAUGGGUUUUUCGUAUUGAUUUUCGAUGGUCUUAUAAAUUCAAAUAUAUUUUAUAGAAAACGUACACAAGGAUAUGCCUUCUUCUACUUGUUCGGUGGAACACCACACUGUCUUCAUAUUUUAUACCCGAAGAAAGUGUGUAUUUAGGUUUUAAAAAAGCUCCCCAAUUCCCGAAUAAUUUUCAGUCUGAUCUGCCAUUGCAUCAGCGUUUAGCAAUUUGAGUCUACACGGUGCAUGCUUUCCGCGUAAGGAAAACCAUAUAUUCCUCUAUGCCUUUAAGAAGAUACCAUGUAGAGUUCAUAAAAUCUUGCAAUGGAUUCGGACUGUGUUGCACAUUUCAUGAGAAGCCUUGGUAAACGGAUGUGUGUAAUGUUGUAUAUACGGACAUCGCACGGUCUUAAAAAUCUCAUAAUUAGAAACUUUUUUAAAACCUAAGUAUACACUUUCUUCGGGUAUAAAAUACAAAGACAGUGUGGUGUUCCACCGAACAAGUAGAAGAAGGCAUAUCCUUGUGUACGUUUUCUAUAAAAUAUAUUUGAAUUUAUAAGACCAUCGAAAAUCAAUACGAAAAACCCAUGCUACUUAAGUAGUCAUUUUUUGGAGAGCGCGGUUUCUGCAGGAGGUCUAAAAGGCGCGCAUCCAAAAGCCGACGCCCUGAUGAGUCCGAAAUGCAAUAGGAUUGUGCUACAUGCUAAUCAAUAUUACAACGCCACCUAAGUAAUCCUUCCUAAUCGAAAACACAUUUCAGAAUUUCGGCCAACAUGUCAUGAGAUCGGUCACGCACUGUAGGUGUGCCAGCCCACCUCAUACGUGACAUUUGUCAUGGGUGCGCAUCCUUACUCACGCCUGCCAUACCUUGAUCUAGUUCCUGUGUUGGUCCAGCGCAUCUACAGCGUGGCCCGUGUUGGGGGCACUGCGCGUUUACCACUUAAUUGCUCGUCACAUUGCCUGUGCCCCGGAGCUGACAUGAGCGUUUUCUGUUAGUCCGAAGGAAUUAUAGUUUGUACUUUCUUGUAUCGCACCUGGAGCCAGGUCGUGCGCGGCACGCGUAGACAGGCGGUCUAGCCUUGUCAGCCACUGCGUCUGUGUCUAUCCCCGGUCAUCUUGACCCUGUCUCGCCACGGGAGCAAGGUGGGUAGGGGAAAGACUGCAGUAGACGCUCUGCAAGCCCGCAACACCCUUGCUAGAUCCGCCUCGUGAGGCAGCUGUGUAGGCCGUUGCUCGCGGGGGGGAGUGGAACUGUCAUUUUUCGCCCUAACUUUGUCACACACACGACGCAUCUUAUCAGGCAAUCGUUGUUUCUUUUUCUGUAACCCGUUUUUCCGCUCUUUUAGCGACAUGGGCAACCCGAGUCCUCGAGAAGCUCCAAUUUCCACCUCGCCACGCACAGAGACGACGAACAGUGGUGGGCAGACUGCCAGCCGACGUCCACAGCCAUCUGCCAAAUCUAACCAAAAGCGAGGGCACAAAAAGAAGCGAUAA